Messenger RNA from Manis pentadactyla (Chinese pangolin), 1599 nucleotides. RefSeq names its product syncytin-1-like. The transcript is spliced from 2 exons. NCBI's taxonomy places the organism in Eukaryota, Metazoa, Chordata, Mammalia, Pholidota, Manidae. The record is from RefSeq and is a predicted model, not a curated record.
AUGGGACCUUCCAUGACUCAAGAACAGUUCUAUCUUAAAUUAUUUGGAAACCCCUGUGACUGUAAAGGGGGAAUAAUGGAUUUUGAACCCAGCUUGGGAGGAACCAAGCAGUUAACAUCUCAAGGAACCCAGCAUCUAGCUGGACCCCAAUUUUAUGCUGGUCGGACUGUCGAUUGUCAGGAUAAGAGAGCUUAUCUCACUGCAGACAUCUCUGCAGGUGGAUUUUCCUCAGGGGUAGGAUGGAAACCCCAAAGUUGGAAGUGCGUAAAGAAGCCCAAGGUCAUAUUGCCCGUUAAUGGUAAAGAGAUUUGCUGGCCGCUAGUGGCACUUGUUCACAUUUCUGAUGGCGGUGGGCCUACAGACCAAAUAAGAGAAGUCCAAACUAAGAAAAGAAUUGAAAUGCUUAUAAGAGAACUGGACCCUCCUAUAGAGUAUCAUCCCUUAGCCCUGCCCAAACCACAUGGCAUAGAUCUUGACACCCAAACUGCUGAUAUUCUAGAGGCCACUCAUAAUGCACUGAACAUCACCAAUCCCAGUCUCGCUGAAAACUGCUGGCUAUGCAUGACCCUUGGUACACCUAUGCCCCUUGCAAUUCCUGCUAAUGCUACCACCAACCUGACAGAUCAAAAUUGCACUCUCAAUUCACCCUUUAAAGUGCAACCUGUAGGAUUUAACAUAUCCCUGUGCGUACAAAAGCAGCCGCAGAAUAACAGUGAUGAUAUAGAUGUAGGGAUUGCUUCAUUCACAGAUUGUUCCCAAGUUUUUAAUUAUACCUCAUCCGUUUGCCCUCCUAAUAGACAGGUUUUUCUCUGUGGAGGAAACCUGGCCUACACUGCCUUACCCACAAACUGGACAGGGUUAUGUGUGCAAGCCAGCAUUCUCCCAGAUAUUGAUAUCAUCCCAGGAGAAGAACCUGUCCCUACACCCAGCUUUGAGUUUAUAGCAGGACAUUCACGCUCUAAAAGAGCCAUCCAGUUCAUUCCACUUCUAAUUGGCCUAGGAAUUACCUCCGCAGUAGCUACAGGGACAGCAGGGGCAGGAAUAGCCAUACAUUCCUAUCAUAAGUUAUCCAAUCAAUUAAUUAAUGAUGUUGAUGCCCUCUCUAAAACAGUUACUGACCUCCAAGACCAAAUAGACUCUCUAGCAGAAGUAGUUUUACAAAACCGCAGAGGCCUCGACCUCCUCACAGCAGAGCAGGGAGGCAUCUGUUUGGCUUUACAGGAAAAAUGCUGCUUCUACGCUAACAAAUCUGGCAUCGUUUGGGACAAGAUAAAGACCCUCCAAGACGACCUUGAGAAAAGGAGAAAAGAGUUGCGUGACAAUCCCCUUUUGACUGGAUUAAAUGGACUUCUCCCUUACCUUCUCCCCAUUCUAGGUCCAUUCCUAGGAUUGCUAUUAUUACUAUCUUUUGGCCCCUGGGCUUUUAAAAGACUUACAAUGUUGAUCAAACAUUAAAUCGACUCCCUUAUAGCAAGACCUAUCCAAGUCCAUUAUCAUCGCCUUGACUUGGCUGACCAAGGUGGGGAUCCUUACCCAGGGCCUCAUACCCGAAGAGACCCAACAGUAACCAGAGAGUAAAACUGAGACAAGCCAUGUCAA